AUCGAUUUUACCUUGAUAAACGUGGACUCAAAUUAUGCAAAUAAUUUCAACUUGAUUGAAGCGGAUUAUAAGAUCAUAAUGCUGUCGUAUAAAACGAUUGCACCUAUCUUGAAAGCAUCAGGUUUGGAAAUUGCACAUAAAGAUUCUCACAAUGAAUUUGAUGGCCUGACAUAUUACAAAGGAAAAGCCAGCGUUCGCAGCUAUUACUGUGAUAACAAUAUGGGCUACAGAAUGGAUGGAGAAUUACAUAUUUGUGCCGGCUGUGGAAAAGGAUGGUGGAUGGAUAAUGCAAAGAAAGUGUGUCACCCAUGCGGUCCUGGGUUUUUUAAUGACCAAGAAGUUGCCAACGAGUGCAAGCUGUGUCCUGAAAACUUUCUGAGAGCAGGGUGGGCCGCAAUGAGUGUUGAUGAAUGUCUCCCGCGAGUAAUUCGGCAGGGAUUUGUAAACUACAAAGUUCGAUAUGGUCUUCUUGUUCCUUGUGUUUUCAUGAUGGCUCUCACUUCAUUUGUUGUACUGAUCAGCAAAAUCAUCCUGCUCAGAUAUGAAGGUACAAACUGAUAGUGGGGUAGCUAAACAAAAAUGAUUACUACGACUUUUCGAAAACGUAAUCUGAAUCCCUAAAAGAAGAGUUUUCUUAAUUAUUUAUGAAUCAUGGUAAUUAAAA
Messenger RNA from Physella acuta, 664 nucleotides. RefSeq lists its product as uncharacterized. The record is from RefSeq and is a predicted model, not a curated record. NCBI's taxonomy places the organism in Eukaryota, Metazoa, Mollusca, Gastropoda, Physidae.